UCUCCAGUGCUUUGGUAUCCAGCUGGGAUUUGGAUUUGCUGCUGGCUGUGGGUCAAGGGUGUGGAGUGAGGAGGCAGGACCAUGUGGCUGUCCUCAGCUCUGCUGCUUCUCAGUUUCCCAGGCUGUCUCUCUAUCCAAGGCCCAGCGUUGGUGAGAGGCCCAGAGAAGGGGUCGGUGACUGUGCUGUGUCGCUAUAGCUCGAGAUGGCAGGGGAACAACAAGUGGUGGUGUCGCGGAGCAAACUGGAACACUUGCAGGGUCCUCAUUCGAACCAAUGGGUCGGAGAAAGAAAGGAGGAGCGGCCGCUUGUCCAUCAGGGACAACUGGAGGGACAACUCUCUCCUGGUUACCAUGGAGAUGCUCAAGCAAAAUGACACCGACACUUACUGGUGUGGUAUUGAACGAUUUGGAACUGACCGCGGGACCAGAGUUAAAGUGACCGUUUACUCAGUGGGAAAAGAUACCACGUCUUCUUCUAAGCUACCUUCCGCUCUGCCCACUGUGGACAGCAGUGCAUACAUGAUGUCUUCUGACUUGCACAAGAGGACCCACUACAUACUCCUGGUGUUUGUGAAGGUGCCUGUCUUGCUCAUCUUGGCUGGUGUUGUCCUCUGGCUGAAGGGGUCAACUCAGAAGGUCCCCGAGGAACACUGGAGAGAUACUCUCUGUAGCAGUUUGGACUCUGAACCUCUGGCCAAAGACAUUGAUCCUUAGACUGAUGUUUAAGCAGGACCUUCCCAUUCUGGACUCUCGUUCCAGAGACCACGGCCAUGGAAGAAAUGUCUUUAAGUCCUCAGUGGGUAGUGACUGAGGCUGGUGCCCGGAGGGCUCGGCCAGGCAUGAUUUCCACUCUGCACACCAUGGGGCCACCGCUCAGACGCCGCCUCCCCCUGAGGUAUCAUUACACCUGCAGUACCAGUCUCUCCCUCCUCCUUUACAUCCUCAUCUGCCCUAUCCCAUCUACCCACCACGGUCAGCCCGGGGUAAGAACUGCUGGAAUGGAGCCCAAGCUGCAGAAAGACAGCUGUGUGUCCCCUGCUGUACAGAGCCUGAGACAAAAGCACAGAGAAGCAAAAGGGACCCAGUGGUGUGGCUAGAUCGUCUGUGCUCUGACUCUGUCAUAGAAAGGUCAGUGAGAGUGCAGCAGGCGCCCAUUCUCUGUCCUGCACACUGAGCCCACCCCGAGCAUGCACUUUUGAGGAAAAGUGAGGCGUGCUGCCUGCCUGGCAGGCCCGGAGUCUGGAGUGUGGAGAAUUCAGAUAUCCAUGACUUAGCCACAGGAGCCGGGGCUGCAUUUCCCAGCAGGUGCGUUUUGCUCCAGGGCCAGGAGCAGAAGGCCGCACACUCUUGAAUAGAGCUUCCGACUCCACAGACUCAUGACAUGCUGGUUUUAACCAAAGGUUAGCCAGGGGAGAGCAGCAGAGAGAGCAGGGCAGGCAGAGAGAGCCAUGUGUCUCCCGCCCUGGGUCCUCCCCACGGCCCGCACUGCAGCAUCUGCACCCCAGAGGAAGUCUGGGCUAGGGUGGCUCGUCAGAGCAACUGCCAACAGCACCAGCCAGGAAGGUGGUGAGAAUGGUCCCUUAUCAGAGAGUUCUUCUGCUUUUAACUGUGGUUGGCAGGGGGGGGGGGAGCCUAACAUGUCUUUUUCAAGAGUUUCUAGUGCACAGCACAGAGCUAAUAUGCACAGUGCAAAGGCAGCAAAUCUCUGGAACAUUCUCAUCUUGCAAGACUCAGCCUCUAAGCCCACUGGGCAAAACCCACACCCCACCAGGCCCUGACUACCACCAUUUCACUCCCCCCUCCUCCUUCCCCCUCCUGCCUCAAUAAGUUUUGCUAAUGCACCUGAGUGGAAUCAUGAGGCAUUUGUUAUUCUGGGAUUGCUUUAUUUUAGUUAGCAUCAUGUCCUAAAGGAUCAUCCAUCUUCUAGCCGAUGACAGAAUUCCUUUAGGUUAAAUGCUGGAUAAUAUUCCACUGUGUGGAUGUACCACCCAUUUACUAAUAGGCCUUUUGGCUGUUUCUAUGUUUGUGGGCAAUGAGCAUUGGUGUGUUGGUAUCACGUUGAGAUGCUGUCUUCAAUUCUCUUGGAUAUGGUCAUGAUGGUUAAUCCUGAUUGUCGAUUUGGCUGGGUUUAGAAUCACCUUCGAGACACUCCUCUAAGCCUCUCUAUGAAGGUGCUUCCCAAGAGGUUUAACUGAGGAGCGGAUGAGCCACUCUGAACGUGGGUACUCACCAUCCGUAGCCUGGGAUCUCAGACCGAACAAAAAGGAGGAGCGGGGAAAAGUGAACUGAGCACCAGCUGGCUCAUCUCUCUCCUUCCUGAGGAUAAAGUGUGACUGGGCAGCUCGUGAUCUGGCUGCUGCAGCUAGAUCUGCUGCUGCCGCCAUGCCCUUCCCAACGUGACAGACUGUAGCCCUUAAAACUGUGAGCCAAAAUAGACCCUCCCUUCCUCAAGUGUUUUGCAACAGCAGUGAGACAAGUACCUAGCGUGUAUAUCCAAGAGCACUGUUGCUGGGUCCAGAUGUGGUCUCUUCAAAUAUGCUAUUUUCAAGCAUUCUCUCCCAUCCUAUGACUAUUCUUACACUCUAUUGAGAGUAAUGCUCUUUUUGUCAAAUACGGAGAUAAUGGAUAAUUUAUGGCAGGGGAAAAACAUAACUUAAAACAAGCUGGCUCCAAGAAGUAGGUAGAGAAUUUCACUUUUUAUAAGAAUAUUAUAGUGGCCAGCAGUGGUGGUACACACCUUUAAUCCCAGCACUCUGGGAGGCAGAGGCAGGU
This is a messenger RNA of Peromyscus maniculatus bairdii (prairie deer mouse), 2772 nucleotides long. It is a transcript of the gene Cd300lb, whose product is annotated as CD300 molecule like family member b. Gene Ontology annotation, cellular component: plasma membrane. The record is from RefSeq and is a predicted model, not a curated record. NCBI's taxonomy places the organism in Eukaryota, Metazoa, Chordata, Mammalia, Rodentia, Cricetidae. Gene Ontology annotation, molecular function: transmembrane signaling receptor activity.